AUGGCGGAGUCGGGGCCGGCGGCGGCCGAGGCGGUGCUGCGGGAGUUAGCGCUCUUCGAGCUGCGCUGCGACGGGGAGGAAGCGGCCGAGAAACUGCUGGAGCUGAGCCUGACGCACCGCCUGGGCCCCGUGCCGCUUGCCAACGAGCUGCUGGCCUUCGUCACCAGCAAGGACCUCGAUCCCCAGCUCACCCUCAACAGCCUCACUGCCUUUGAGCACGAGGUCCUUGCCAAGAGGGGUAGCAGAGUCUCCCAGAGGCCGAGCGGCCGCCACAGCGGCCUCCGUGACAUUCACUCCUUGCAGGAGCUGCUGGACGAGGAGGAAGAGGAGGAGGAGGAGGAGCUGUUGGAUGCUUACACCACACCAUCCAAGCCCACCCAAAAACGCCCCAGUGGCCCCUCUGACACCCCCCGCCCCAAGCGGCCCCCCUCGUCCCGCAGCCCCUACGCGCUGUUCUCCCCCUCCAGCCUCUCCCCCAGUGCCACCCCCCCCCAAAAAUAUGCCGCUAGGGGGGGGCGGGGCGAAGUGGUUGCCUCCUUCGGCAUCCCCCAGACCCUUUUUGGGGGCUCUGGGGGCUGUGCCCCCAAACUUUUCACCGCCCCCGACGAAUCCCUGACCAAAUCCUACAAAUUCAUGUUCCAAAAACCCCUUGAUAUCCGCGAAGUGAUGUGCUGGCGGAUUGAGGAGCUCGGCGCCACACUCAGGACCCACCACGGCCUCGAGGACUUCGCCUCGGCACUCCUCCCGGCUCAGGAACCUGUGACGGUGCUAGGCCAAAUCGCCUGCGACAGCAACGGGAAGCUCAACGCCAAGUCGGCCGUACUGGAGGGUGACCGGCAGCGCUCUGCAGGCGCCCGCGUUCCCCUCGACCUCUCCGAGCUCCCCGAAUUCUCCCUCUUCCCUGGCCAGGUUGGGUUUUCCCCCCAAAAGCACCUAAAUUUGGGGUUUCUGUUCCCCCCCCCCUCUUUUUUAUUGAUUUUUUUUUUU
This is a messenger RNA of Oxyura jamaicensis (ruddy duck), 987 nucleotides long. It is a transcript of the gene POLA2, whose product is annotated as DNA polymerase alpha 2, accessory subunit. Gene Ontology annotation, cellular component: alpha DNA polymerase:primase complex. NCBI's taxonomy places the organism in Eukaryota, Metazoa, Chordata, Aves, Anseriformes, Anatidae. The annotation marks the transcript as partial. The record is from RefSeq and is a predicted model, not a curated record. The transcript is spliced from 8 exons. Gene Ontology annotation, biological process: DNA replication initiation.